Messenger RNA from Caenorhabditis briggsae, 558 nucleotides. NCBI's taxonomy places the organism in Eukaryota, Metazoa, Nematoda, Chromadorea, Rhabditida, Rhabditidae. The transcript has 2 exons. Bases 1 to 558 code for a protein of 185 amino acids. The record is from RefSeq and is a predicted model, not a curated record.
AUGUGUUCAUCCAAAGUUGCCAUUGCUCUGAUUGCUUCCCUUGCCUUCUCUUCGGCUCUUCCAAUUCUUGAUGGAAUAAUCGGAGGAGGUGAUAAUGGAGGAAUUGGAGGAGUUGUUGGUGGAGGAGACGGUGGUUUAGGAGGAAUCAUUGGAGGAGGGAAUGGAGGAGGAAUUGGUGGAAUUGUUGGUGAUCUUCUUGGAGGAGAUCAAGAUGUCCUCCAAAAUCUUUUGAGUGUUCUUGGUGGAAAUCCAGGUGGAUUGGGAUUACCUAUUCUCGGAAAUAUCACUGAAAUUCCAUCAUUUUUGUCUCAUAUCCUCGGAGAUCUUCCUGAAGAAACUAUUCAAAAAAUUACUGAUCUUCUUGGAGAAGAUCAUCCAAUCAGUGAACUCCUCUCCCGACUCGAUGCUCUGCUCCCGGAGGGUGUUCUUGAGGAAAUCGACACCAUCUUCUACAUUGCUUCUCAAGUUGAAAAGACACUCCAAGGAGGAAGCGGAGGAGUUGUUCCAGAACUUCCAGAAGUUCCAUCUGUUCCAGAGACUCCACAAGUUCCAGUCUAA